Messenger RNA from Morus notabilis, 2326 nucleotides. RefSeq names its product probable mediator of RNA polymerase II transcription subunit 37c. Bases 131 to 2077 code for a protein of 648 amino acids. The record is from RefSeq and is a predicted model, not a curated record. Gene Ontology annotation, cellular component: cytoplasm. Lineage: Eukaryota; Viridiplantae; Streptophyta; Magnoliopsida; Rosales; Moraceae. Gene Ontology annotation, molecular function: misfolded protein binding; ATP hydrolysis activity; heat shock protein binding. Gene Ontology annotation, biological process: protein refolding; cellular response to unfolded protein. The transcript has 2 exons.
CAUUCUCACACCCAAGAAACCCUAGUUUCACCAGGCCGCCUCUCUGUUUUCACAUUUUUUCUCGUUCGAUUAUUUUCGGUUUUUUUCUUUGAUUUCUUGUUUUCGUUUUCCGAUCUGAUCUUCAGCAGUAAUGGCUGGCAAAGGAGAGGGGCCCGCCAUCGGAAUCGAUCUCGGAACCACAUACUCGUGCGUCGGAGUGUGGCAACACGACCGUGUUGAGAUCAUCGCCAACGACCAGGGUAACAGAACGACGCCGUCUUAUGUUGCCUUCACGGACACCGAGCGUCUCAUCGGUGACGCCGCCAAGAACCAGGUUGCCAUGAACCCCAUCAACACCGUCUUCGAUGCAAAGCGGUUGAUUGGUAGGAGAUUCAACGAUCCAUCGGUUCAGAGUGACAUCAAGCUCUGGCCGUUCAAGGUAAUCUCUGGCCCGGGUGACAAGCCCAUGAUUGUGGUUAACUACAAGGGGGAAGAGAAGCAGUUUGCCGCCGAGGAAAUCUCCUCCAUGGUCCUCAUAAAGAUGCGUGAGAUCGCCGAGGCUUACCUUGGCUCCACCAUCAAGAACGCUGUCGUUACUGUCCCUGCUUACUUCAAUGACUCUCAGCGUCAGGCUACCAAGGAUGCUGGUGUCAUUGCCGGCCUCAAUGUGAUGCGUAUUAUCAAUGAGCCCACAGCAGCCGCCAUUGCCUAUGGUCUUGACAAGAAGGCCACCAGCGUUGGUGAGAAGAACGUGUUGAUCUUUGAUCUUGGUGGUGGUACUUUUGAUGUGUCUCUUCUGACCAUUGAAGAGGGUAUCUUUGAGGUCAAGGCAACUGCAGGUGACACUCACCUUGGAGGAGAAGAUUUUGACAACAGGAUGGUGAACCACUUUGUUCAGGAGUUCAAGAGGAAGAACAAGAAGGACAUUAGCGGAAACCCAAGAGCCCUUAGGAGGUUGAGAACAGCUUGUGAGAGGGCGAAGAGGACUCUUUCGUCCACUGCCCAAACGACCAUUGAGAUUGAUUCUCUCUAUGAGGGUAUUGAUUUCUACUCCCCCAUUACCCGUGCUAGGUUUGAGGAGCUCAACAUGGACCUCUUCAGGAAGUGUAUGGAGCCUGUUGAGAAGUGUUUGAGAGAUGCCAAGAUGGACAAGAGCAGUGUUCAUGAUGUUGUCCUUGUUGGUGGGUCCACCAGAAUUCCCAAGGUGCAGCAGUUGUUGCAGGACUUCUUCAACGGGAAGGAGCUUUGCAAGAGCAUUAACCCUGAUGAGGCCGUUGCUUAUGGUGCUGCUGUCCAGGCUGCUAUCUUGAGCGGUGAAGGAAAUGAGAAGGUUCAGGACUUGUUGCUCUUGGAUGUCACCCCUCUGUCUCUUGGUUUGGAAACUGCUGGUGGUGUUAUGACUGUUUUGAUCCCGAGGAACACAACAAUUCCCACCAAGAAGGAGCAGGUUUUCUCCACCUACUCUGACAACCAGCCCGGUGUGUUGAUCCAGGUCUACGAGGGUGAGAGAGCUAGGACCAGGGACAACAACUUGCUUGGUAAAUUUGAGCUCUCCGGCAUUCCCCCAGCUCCCAGGGGUGUUCCUCAGAUCAAUGUCUGCUUUGAUAUUGAUGCCAACGGUAUCUUGAACGUCUCUGCGGAGGACAAGACAACCGGGCAGAAGAACAAGAUCACCAUCACCAAUGACAAGGGUAGAUUGUCCAAGGAUGAGAUCGAGAAGAUGGUUCAAGAGGCCGAGAAAUACAAGGCAGAGGAUGAAGAGCACAAGAAGAAGGUUGAUGCCAAGAACGCUCUUGAGAACUACGCUUAUAACAUGAGGAACACCGUCAAGGAUGAGAAGAUAGCCUCUAAGCUUGAUGCUGCUGACAAGAAGAAGAUUGAGGACGCCAUUGAUGCAGCUAUUCAGUGGCUGGAUGGCAACCAGCUUGCUGAGUCCGACGAGUUUGAGGACAAGAUGAAGGAGCUCGAGAGCGUCUGCAACCCCAUCAUUGCAAAGAUGUACCAGGGUGCCGGUGGUGACAUGGGAGGAGCCAUGGACGAUGAUGUCCCACCUUCUGGUGGCAGCGGUGCUGGUCCUAAGAUUGAGGAGGUCGAUUAAGUGCGUCCUUUCUCUGUUUGGGAAUCUGCCCGUGCUAUCAAAUAUUUUUGGUUUUCUUUAGGAAUAGGGAAAAUCGGAUUUUAUCUUUUAGACUUUUAAUAUUUUUGGAACAUUCUUAUUGUUCACAUGGUCUAGGAUUUUUCAUUAUUAACUCCAAAUAUAUCUAUGCGGUUCCCAGAUCAAUUGUACUGCGAUUUUACCAUUAUAUUUUAGAAUCGGCAAAAGCUAAAUAUGCUGGCUUUUUUUGUU